Molecule: messenger RNA, 2959 nt
Organism: Sebastes umbrosus (honeycomb rockfish)
Lineage: Eukaryota; Metazoa; Chordata; Actinopteri; Perciformes; Sebastidae
Gene: sim2
Product: SIM bHLH transcription factor 2
Biological process (GO): regulation of transcription by RNA polymerase II
Molecular function (GO): protein dimerization activity; RNA polymerase II transcription regulatory region sequence-specific DNA binding; DNA-binding transcription factor activity, RNA polymerase II-specific
Source: RefSeq, a predicted model, not a curated record
UUAAGGGACAUUAAGUGUCUUUAUUAAGGGACUUUAAGGGACAUUAUUAAGGGAUGUUCCUGGAUGUUCCUCUCUCCUCACAGUAACUCCUCUGUGUUUGUUCCAUGAGGUUCAGUCUGGACACUUCUACACGUUUACGCAUCAGAAUCCUCAUUAAUCUGAACCUCCAGAGGAUGACCUGAACCUCUCCAGAGAGGAUGAAGGAGAUCAUCAUUAAUCAGAAUCAUUAAUUAAUCAUUCACUUGGAGAGGAUGAAGGAGAAAUGUAAGAACGCUGCGAAGACCCGCAGAGAGAAGGAGAACGGAGAGUUCUACGAGCUGGCGAAGCUGCUGCCUCUUCCAUCAGCCAUCACCUCCCAGCUGGACAAGGCCUCCAUCAUCCGGCUCACCAGCAGCUACCUCCGGAUGAGGAACGUCCUGCCAGCCGGUCUGGGUGAUGGAUGGGGUCAGCCAUCGAGGUUCAGUCCUCUGGACGGCAUGGCUAAAGAACUGGGCUCCCACCUUUUACAGACUCUGGACGGCUUCGUGUUCGUCGUCGCCUCUGACGGUAAAAUCAUGUACAUCUCUGAAACAGCAUCAGUCCACCUCGGCCUGUCCCAGGUGGAGCUGACAGGAAACAGUAUAUUUGAGUACAUCCACCCGUCGGACCACGAUGAGAUGACAGCAGUGCUCGGUCUCUGCCAGCCUCCACACCACCACUUCUCUCCAGAGUAUGAAAUGGAGCGCUCCUUCUUCUUGAGGAUGAAGUGUGUCCUCGCUAAACGAAACGCUGGACUCACAUGUGGAGGAUAUAAAGUCAUCCACUGCAGCGGCUACCUGAAGGUGCGUCAGUACAUGAUGGACAUGGCGCUGUAUGAGUCCAGUUAUCAGACUGUGGGUCUGGUGGCGGUCGGUCACUCGCUGCCCCCCAGCGGCGUCACCGAGAUCAAACUGCACAGCAACAUGUUCAUGUUCCGGGCCAGCCUGGACCUCAAACUCAUCUUCCUGGACACGAGGGUGGCCGAGCUGACCGGCUACGAGCCUCAGGACCUGAUAGAGAAGACGCUCUACCACCACGUCCACGCCUGCGACGUCUUCCAUCUACGCUACGCUCACCAUUUAUUACUGGUGAAGGGUCAGGUCACCACUAAGUACUACCGCAUGUUAUCCAAGCACGGAGGCUGGGUGUGGGUACAGAGCUACGCCACCAUCGUCCACAACAGCCGCUCCUCCAGACCUCACUGUAUCGUCAGCGUGAACUACGUCCUCACUGACGUCGAGGGGAAGGAGCUGCAGCUGUCUGAAGACCAGAGUCAGGCCACCAAGCCCGGACUCAGUCUGACCUCCUCUCUGGAUCAACGCAAACAGCUCCGAACCAAAGCAGUGAAGAUGAAGACCAAACUGCGAGCAGCUCCGUACUCUGAGCAGUUCCAGUCGGACCGCUCCGGCUGCUCUCCACAGAGGGGGCUGAGACCCCCGUACCCGCUGACCCCCUGCAAGGAGAAGAGCUCCGGUCUGAGUCCUGAAGCGGGCCAGGUGUCCUGCGGCCCCACGUACAACCUGACCCUGCACUACCCCUACAACCACCGCAAUCUGGACGCUCACAACCAGCUGCCCAGCUCCGGUCCGUCCUCUCAGCUGGCUCAGCAGAUCAUCGGCUCGCUGCACAGCAGAGGGUCUGUUGGCUGGAGCAUCAGCAGCCCCCCCGCACCCGGCAAAUACACAGGCCCGGUGCUGGCAGCUGACCGGAGGUACCCCGAUGAGAUGUACCACGAAUGUUCCAGCAGCACAAACCCACAUUCUACCGGCAGGCUGAAGGAGGAACCCUACGAACACUACGCCCUCGUCCACAGCGAGGCGUCCACCGAGGUUUGUCCACACCCCCGUCCUCAUGCCACCAAGGACAGCAAGCCUUUAGGCCAGGAGGUCCAACAUAACAACACUAGAGGCGCUGAGGGGCCUCGAGGAGACCGGGCCCCGGCCUGCCCUUUGCUCAGCGGCCUGGUUCUGGGUAAAGCUGAGCAGGGGGGGGUCCAGAUGGCUCUGGAGCAGAGGAGGAGGCUGUGUAUGAUGGAGGCUCCCUACAGCCACCCGGCUGCAGGGUAUCCCCCCCCCGCUGACGGCCACCAGGAGCUGCAGGCCCGGUCUGCUGAGGAGGACAGGAGGAUGUUGAUAGGUAUGGGGGUCGGGGUGACUCUUCCAGCCCAGGCUCCCUACAUGUCUUUGAACUUUCAUAAGGUUUUAGGCAAACACGGCUCUAUGAAAGCCCCCCCUUUUACCACCCUGAGCCAUAUAACGGACGGACACGGUUACCACGGUAAGGAGACGGCCUCUUACAGCCCCAGCUCCGGCUCGUCGCCCGAGAGCCACAGAGACAUCCCGCACUACAUCGGCACAUCUGUUAUCAUCACUAAUGAGAGGUGACCCAGGACAGAAGCUCAGGAGACUCUUAAGCCACAACUCUUGCAGGAUAGUUUGACGCGCAAUACAGAGCUACAGGAAUCAGUAUUAAACCCGGAAUGAGUCAGCGUUUCAGCACUUCCCUCGUCCCCUCGUCUAGAAGUCAACGGGUUUAUUGAAUGGGUUUUUAGUUCGAUGUCUGAAAUAAGAUCUGUGGUAAACACAAGCUGAAGAGAUUCUAACGUUUUGUUCUACGAUAUAAAACACGUCAGUAAAUAUCCAUCUCCAUCGAGAUGGACAGGCGGUUUGGUGCAGCGUCUGCAGUUAUGCGGCCGCUGCAACUGGACCGUCGUGGUGGAGACGGAGCUGAGCUGGAAGGCAAAGCUCUGGAUUUACUGCUCCAUCUACGUUCCAACCCUCACCUCUGAUCAGGAGCUUUGGGUAGUGACCCAAAGAAUGAGAUCGCGGGUACAAGCGGCCGAAAUGAGCUUCCUCCGUUGGGUGGCUGAGCUCAGUCUCAGUCUCAGAGAGAGGAUGAGGAGCUCAGUCUGAGAGAGAGAGGGUGAGGAGCUCAGUCUGAG